Messenger RNA from Danio rerio (zebrafish), 2855 nucleotides. NCBI's taxonomy places the organism in Eukaryota, Metazoa, Chordata, Actinopteri, Cypriniformes, Danionidae. The record is from RefSeq and is a predicted model, not a curated record.
CUGUGUUUGUUUUCACGUUGAGUGGAUUUCCUUUUCCGAAAUCAAUGGUUGAGCUGUCAAAUUAAGUUACUUGUCGCUCUUGCAGUCACUGACAGGAUCUACAUUACAAAAUGAUUCAGAAGACUGACUGAAAACAAACUCGCUCUCACACACACACCCACACGCACAGAAUCGCUAACAGGUGUUUCUCUCACAUGGCUCUGCUCUGCUCUGUGUGCUGUGACCGACUGUUCGUGUGAUGCUGCGAAGCGCGCGUUCGGGCUCUGGAGGAACAUCAUCUCCGUUAUCAGCUGAAAUGGCCAGAUAGUGUCAUUAUCUGGAGACUGGUGCGGUGUAGCUGCAGCCGACUGAAUGUUUAGGCGUUCCUGGAGUUUAUCUCUGAAGAAAAAAAUGAACGUUGAAGAGAUGCGCGUACAUUCACCUACGUAAUUGCGUUAAAGCUUAUGUUAGUUUACAACUCUUUUCUUCCGAGCUGUCAUUUUCAUUAACGAACGAUGGCGGUGACUGGUGUAUGAGGACUUGGAUGUGAGCUUUCAAGUUAGAUUUCCCUAACGAACUCGUGUUGUGGAGGAGGUGGGCAAGCGGAUUGUGCCCUCUGAAAGUUUUGGGUGUCGCACCGUCAAACUGGCCAUGGCUGCGGCGAUCGCCAGCUCCCUUAUUCGGCAGAAGAGGCAGGCGAGGGAGCGAGAGAAAUCAAACGCCUGCCGCUGCGUGAGCAGUCCGAACAAAACCAAAGGAACAUGCGAGAAACCCAGUCGACUCAGUGUUUUCUCUAGAGUCAAGCUUUUCGGCUCCAAAAAACGCAGGAGGAGACGACCAGAGCCCCAGCUGAAGGGGAUCGUAACGAAGCUGUACAGUCGACAGGGCUUUCAUUUGCAGCUCCAAGCAGAUGGAACCAUCGACGGCACUAAAGAGGAGGACAGUGGUUUUACCAUGUUCAACCUCAUACCAGUGGGCUUGCGAGUGGUGGCCAUCCAGGGAGUUCAGACCAAACUCUAUCUGGCCAUGAACAGCGAGGGCUACCUGUAUACAUCAGAACACUUCACACCAGAGUGCAAGUUUAAGGAGUCUGUAUUUGAGAACUACUACGUGACGUACUCCUCCAUGAUCUACAGACAGCAGCAGUCGGGCAGGGGCUGGUACCUGGGCCUGAAUAAAGAAGGAGAGAUCAUGAAGGGCAACCAUGUGAAGAAGAACAAGCCUGCUGCACACUUCCUCCCCAAGCCUUUGAAAGUGGCCAUGUACAGAGAGCCUUCUCUGCACGACCUGACCGAAUUCUCUCGUUCUGGUAGCGGCACGCCAACCAAGAGCCGCAGUGCCUCCGCUGUGCUGAACGGGGGCAAAGCUGUGAGUCAGAACGAGUCAACGUAGCCCGGUUUACCCGGCCCGGCCCGCUACCUUACGCCUUCACCAAAACCUCUGAAUGCUUGUGACUUCACACAGACUUCUCUCCAAAAAGCUCUCAGCGGUUCAGGACGACACCAAACAUAGCAUAACCACACACUAGUCUAACAUCCAAUUGGACUUCUUUCUAAUUAGCUGGUUUGAAUUUUUUUUUUGUGGGUGGAGGGGGUGUUAGGGGGGGUACAUUUAGCUUGUUUUCCUUAUUGAUCACCACUACGAUAGCCUUUUCUAUGUGAAACACAAAAGUUGUAGCCUUUCAUAUCCAACGGGACGUUUGGUUUCAGUCCCUCUCAGCAUAUGUUCAUAUACUAGCAUCGCAGGUCCUGAUCAAGUAAUGCGUUUGUUACGAGUUCAGGGCUCUGCCUUGACUGUGGAGCGAUAGAGAAGCACCCGUCCCGGUCUUUAGAGGGGGGCUCUGUCAUUAUGUGCACUCGCCCAGAGGGCUUCGACUCUCUAGCAAGGGAAUAUAAAGCCACACGUACAGAGAAGCUGAGACUCUCGGAAAGCGAGAGGUCGUGGCUUGCUAAUUGUUUGAAUUAGCUGUGAGCUUUUCUUACUUUCUCUUCCUCUUGUUCUUCCCCCAGUAUUAGUGUUUUUUUUUUUAGCGUCUGGAGAUCCAGCGCACCAAAGACAGAACUGUGAGAGUUUCUCCUCCAGCCGUCAGACCAUAUAAUAAUGCAUGACAGGAACAGAUUUUCUUUCUUUUUUCGGAUUAGUGAGAGGUUUCAGUAUUCGAGGAGAUGGAUGUGUGGUUCAUGAGGGCUGUUCGAUGUCUCCAAUUCUUCCUUCUGUCUCUUUUUCGUGUCCUUUUCUAUGUUCCUUUAGUCUGCGUGCUUGUGUUUUUUGGCCUUUCCUGCCCAUGUCAACUCUCCUUUGGUCGCCGUUUUCGGUGAUUUUUUCGAGACAUGGCGGGACUCCCCACCUGGACUCUGUUUUGUGUAUAAUUAACUUGCGGUGGUGACGAUUUUCUAUAUAAAAUGAGCAAACAAAAAAUGAUACUGUGGAUCUUAAGUUGGUUGCAUUUUUUUAGGGUAUGUCUAAUUUGUAAAAGUGAACAAAAAAAGAAACAAAUCUUGUACAGGGCAUGUACAAAUCAGGUUGUGUACAAUUAGGAGCCUUUUUGUGGGCUGCGGUACGGUAUAUAUUCAACAUAACGUCAUACAUGCUACAAGGGGGUUCUUCUCUCUCUCCUGUUUUUGGUUCUGGGUUUCUUUCUUUUAGAUGAACAUACAGUAUCUGUUGCAUGGGAGACUGCAGGGAGGCGAGGAGUAGAGCUGCAUGACGUAGGCUAUGUGUAUUAACUCCUCCCUGGAUCAUAUGUUCCAAACUACCAGGAUAACAACAUGUAUGUACUCACUGGCACUCUGCCACGUACCUUCAAGUUGUUUCUGAUUUGUCGUGUACAUACAAUGCACUGAAUAAAAUGUUUAUAUUAAGAUAUACUUUUAAAA